GCUGUUCCUACCUGGACUCUCUAAAUACACAGGAGACGGGAUUUAACACCAAAAAAAUGGCUUUAUAGUUGGAUAUUACUGCGCUUUUCAUCGAUAUCGACUUAAAAUUGAAGUUAUGAGCCAGCCUCCCCGUUCAAACCGGGGACACCGGGAGAGAAAUGGAGACCACCGGCAGAACCGAGACGAUGACAGACGGACAACACCAGACAGGUCUUCCUCUCGACCUUCCUACUACCCCAGAGAGUCCGACCACCUUCCCCAACAUGAGUGGGAGGUCCCACGAGUGGAGCAACAUGACUCCAAAUGCACAAACAUAUGCUCCAGGAGAGGCAUUGUUCUGAUCUGCACCGUCCUGACCAACAGCUUGGUCAUCAUCUGCUUGGUAGCAGCUCAGAUGGUGACGUCGGGCAUGUUGGCCAUGAGCGGGAUGGGCAGCUUCAACAUCAACUCCAACUUUAACCUGCAGGGCACCGAGCUGCAGAAGGCGCGAGACCUGGACAUGCAGUACAGCCAGAUGAGAGCGCCGAGCCUGUAUGGCGGCCUUCCCUUCAGCCUGACCUUCGGGGUCGUCUCGCUGCUGUUCGUGGUCGCCGGGAACAAACCCCCCCACCGGAUGUCCCGGAAACUCCUGGUGGGAGCGCUGGUGUUCCAGGCGGUGGGCGCGGUGGGGUAUGUGGUCGCCGUCAGCCUCUACCUGCACUUCGUCAUCAGGGUGAACUCCACAAACGUGUGUAAGCGACGCGAGUGUCUGUACGCACGCAACGGCUACACCUGGAUGAACUGCGACGUCAGCGGGGCGGACGCAGCCGUGGCUCUGUUCGGCCUCAUCACCGCCAUCCUGUACGCCGUGGGGACGGUGCUCACCAUCAAUACCAUCCGCAGGGUGAAGCGCUACCUGCAGGAGCGGAAACAGAGACCGCAGUCCCGAUCGCAACCACAGAGAGCCCCUCUGAGGGCCGACACCACGUCUGUGUGAGCAGGACUGAGGUGGAUGGACUGAGAGACAGUGCGGACUACAAGACUGUCACCAUGAUUUACCUUUUAACUGAAAAAUGUAGAAAUCUGAGACUAAAAAGUUUACAGUUUCUAAAGUCUGCCUUAAAAUAAUAAGCUGCCUUUAUGAAACAUGUUCUUCUUGCUGUUAUCAUUCUUCCUCUUCACACUGGACAUUAGAAGUGA
Scomber scombrus (Atlantic mackerel) is the source of this 1179-nucleotide messenger RNA. Its product is annotated as MARVEL domain-containing protein 3-like. The transcript has 4 exons. NCBI's taxonomy places the organism in Eukaryota, Metazoa, Chordata, Actinopteri, Scombriformes, Scombridae. The record is from RefSeq and is a predicted model, not a curated record. Bases 116 to 976 code for a protein of 286 amino acids. Gene Ontology annotation, cellular component: membrane.